AUGCGCUCGCAACUCGUCCUGUUGGCGGCAUUUCCGGCCCUCCAGGCUUCACAUCCAAAGGUUGAUGAUGCGCCAGGUGAGGUCCAGAGGGUCACCCUGCAGGACAUGCGCAAAGCCGUGCACCAGAUUGAGAAGGUGUUUGAAGGCAUCGCUCAUACAGCUUGCGGCGUCGUGUCGCAGUUGGACGAGCUCAGAUGGAAACCUUUCACUGGUGGACCGCUUCCCUGCAACAAGCUAAUGGCAACAGACUGCGACAUCAGCUACCAUCAGAUGGAGUGUCCUGAGGAGUGUCCUUUCAUGGCGCCGGACAGGCACUUCCCCUGCCAGUUCAGCUGCCGAGAGGCCGCAAACUGCUCGUCAAGCAAUGUGGAUGCCCCUUUUCCAGAUCCCACUUACAAUCUUUGCACCUCGUGCUCAGUGUCAGCAUGCGCCUGGUGCGACACACAGAAGAGCUGCAAGCAGUGCCAUGACGGCUUCACCUUGAGCGAGGACGGCAAGUGCGCAUUCGGUCGCACGGAGGGCGUAGACAGCAUGGGAGACCUUGUCUUUAACAUCUUGCUGAAGGUCGUCGCAGUAGUGGUCGUCUUCAUCUUGAUUUCCGCCGGUAUCUACCAGUGCUUUCGAUCAAAGAACGAGUUUGCGGAGCACAACGCGGCCUCGCUGACGUUGGGCCUCCGGAACCGUCAUCUGACGAAGGUUCACGAGUGGGACAUUAUGAGCGAGAAGCGUACCAGAAGGCGGUACCCGCUUUUUGUGGAACUCUCCAAGUACAACAUACUGGGCGUAGGCUUCGGCCUUUUCUACAACAGCAUUGUUUUCGUCCUGGUGGUCGCGCUUUUAACCUGUGCGGCCACGUGGUACGUGGCAAACCGGAUGCAUUUGCAGUUCUUCUUCAGCGGGGAGAGCACGGCGCGCGCCACGCUUAUCAAGGUCCUGCAGCAAACAGAGAUGCCCAAGAGCACCAUCCCGGCGGUGAUCGUUUCGCCGAUGAUGAGCUGCAGGGAGAACCGCCCUGAGGAUCUGGCACAGCACCUGAAAGACUUCGCAUUUACCCGCUCAUGCACCUUCGGCAUUCUGUAUUUGCUGCUGCUUGCUGUGUCGAUUGUUUACCUCAAGAUGCAGAAGGUCUGGGCCAGGAAGUUUGAUGAGCACAGCAACAGCAUGUGCGACUUCGUGGUCCUGCUGACAGGUUUUCCGCCAGACGCUACCAACGAGGUGGAGCUGAAGCAAUGGGCCCAGGACGCACUGACGAAGUGUGGCCUCGGGCAUUGCGAGGUGGAGGGCGCGAGUAUCGGCUAUGACUACAGCGAACAAGUCGAGCAGGUAAACGACAUGGUACAGAGGUUCUGCAAAUCCCUGGAGAUCCAGAGAAGGCGAGACGCUGGUACUGCUGUGUUCCUCCAAGAGGACCUGGAGCUCGUCGGCCUGGAAGCGAAGAGGCUGGAAGACCGCAAGCAGGUUAGUCAGUGGUUCAGCAGCGGCACGGCGAUGAAAUCCACAGGACAGGUGUUCCUGGUUUUCAAGUUCAACACCUUCAAGGACAGCGUCAUGUCAAAGUACAAGACCAACAAAAAGAUCUUCGAGUACCGAGGAAAAGUCAUAGAGGCGUCGGUGGUGAAGUCUGAGCCGCCGGACGUGUUCUGGCAGAAUCUCCAGGUUCCGGACGAUACCAUUGUGAAGAACGAAAGGAGGGCGCUCCUCCAGGUGGUGAUCUUCCUGUGCCUUUUGAAUGUCCUGCUCUACCUCUGGAGUAGGGAGGUGACACUUCCCUAUCUUGCAGCUGGCAGCAAGGCAAGUAUGAUGAUCACGAUGUUGCAGGGAAGCAUCGUGGGCAUCAUGAACGGCGUGAUGAAUAGCAGGGCAAAAGCUGCUGCCUACAGUGUGGGCUUCCAUCGGAAGGACCAAGCGGAUGUGUCGCUUUUCCUGACCAACUUUGUGAUCACCUUUUGCAACACCCUCUUCAAUCUUGGUCUGAUGUGCUACUCCGUGAUGAUCGCUGACAAGGAGAAGUUUUUGAAGGGGCCCAACUACCUGGACGAGCUGUCCAGUGCCAGCCCCGUGGGCGAGGAGAGCGAUCUCGCAUACAACGUGCCGCGCGGCGAAAUCUGA
Molecule: messenger RNA, 2109 nt
Organism: Effrenium voratum
Lineage: Eukaryota; Dinophyceae; Suessiales; Symbiodiniaceae
Source: the annotation of a GenBank genome assembly